Coffea arabica (coffee) is the source of this 1227-nucleotide messenger RNA. Lineage: Eukaryota; Viridiplantae; Streptophyta; Magnoliopsida; Gentianales; Rubiaceae. The record is from RefSeq and is a predicted model, not a curated record.
AUGGCCGCCCUGAACAGAUUCCUCUCGCGUUCCGCGGUCCGGGGGCUGCCCUUCUUCCGCAUCCUAAAAGCGCCUAAAGAUUUCCAAUGGACGGAGGAGUGCCAGAAAGCUUUCGUCGACCUGAAGGCCUAUUUGGCCGAGCUACCGGCUCUGACAGCCCCGGAGCAGGGGGAGACCCUGUUCCUGUACCUGUCCGCCUGCAACGAGGCCGUUAGCGCUGUCUUGGGGCUAGAGACGCGAUACACGCCGGCUGAAAAGUUGGUCCUUGCCUUGGUACACGCCGCUCGCAAGUUCCGCCCUUACUUUCAGGCCCACAGUAUCAUAGUCCUGACCGACCAGCCCUUGCGUCAGAUACUCACCAAGCCCGAGGUCUCGGGCAGGAUGACCAAAUGGGCUGUCGAGCUGGCCGAGUACGACAUUGGCUAUAAGCCCCGCACCGCGAUCAAGGCUCAGGCCUUGGCAGACUUCCUGGCUGAGGGCACCAGCCUGACCCUGGCCGAGACUAACCCUUCGCCGAUAGACGCGCCGCCGGAGGAGCCAUGGGUGUUGUUCGUAGAUGGAGCGUCGAGCAAAGAAGGGAGCGGAACUGGCCUGCUACUCAUCUCGCCCACAGGGGAGGAGCUAACCUACGCCCUCAGGUUUGACUUCCCGGCGUCCAACAACGAGGCGGAGUAUGAGGCCCUGUUGACAGGAUUGCGGAUAGCCCACCAGAUGGGCAUCACCGCAAUCCGGGUUCGGAGCGACUCGCAGCUCGUCGUCCUCCAAGUCCUCGGGGAGUACGAGGCCAAGGAGGAGGUCAUGAAGAAGUACCUGGCUAAGGUACGAGAGGCAGUGGCCCCGUUCGAGACUUUUGAAAUCGAGCGGGUGCCAAGGUCCCAGAACAAGCGCGCAGACGCCCUGUCAAAGCUGGCGUCCUACUUGUUCGCCCACCUAAGUAAUGAGGUCUUGGUAGAGGUGAUCAGGCACAAAAGUAUUAACCAAGUUCAGGUCUUGGCCAUAGACGGCUCGGCCACAUGGAUGACCCCUCCGGUGGACUUCCUUAGCUCGGGAGUCCUUCCCAGGGACAAAACGGAGGCCCGCCGACUCCAGCUCCGAGCUUCCGGGUACGCCUACGCCGGGGGAACCCUCUACAGGAGGUCGUAUCUGUCCCCCUGGCUAAAGUGCGUGACUUCGGAGGAAGGCGACUACGUCCUCCGUGAAAUCUGUAACGACCCCACCUCUCCCUAA